UUUGAAAGCAGAGACCGGAAGUCGGUUUUCCUCGACAGGCCUGACUUUGACACUGAGGAUGCUGAUGAUGUUUUAUUUACACCAUCGUUAUGGCUAAUCUCCACUAGCUAGCUGGGCAGCUUUCGUGCGCUGCUCCUGGCAUAACAUAACGUCAAAAAUUCAAUAUUAGCCCGUCGCUGAAACAACAAGAGACGUCCAAAGAGACAGAAUCACCUUUUUUUUUGCCAACCAGUCGCGAUAAAGGUGAGGUGUGUCUGUAAGGUGUAACCUCGGAAGGCUAGUGACGUAGCUAACCUUAGCUUAUCAAGUUAUCGGUACCUUACGAGGAUCGCAGCGUAGCAGAAAUAUCCGUGAAGUCGCCUAAUAACAGCUACGCCGUUAGCAUCAUGAGAUCCGCUAACACCACCAACAACCAUGGUUAACGACGUAUAAAAAGCGCCAAGUGGGUUUUCACACGUCGGUUUGAAAAACAAGUCCAGCUCCGUGUGGUGGUGGUGGUGGUGUGUCGUCUUGGUGGGGAGACAUGAACACGUCGUUGGGCAGACACGGCUUGAUAGGUCUUGCUAUAGGAGCCACAGCUGGCCUGGGCUUGAUAGCGUUCAUCAUCUACAAAGAAGUAGCAGGAGGAGAGGCCAGAGGCCUGCUGCUGGAGGCCCGGCCGCGCUCGCUGCACGGCCCUGCGGACCGACCGGCGCUGCUGCUGGACACCCUUGAUGACCAAGAGGCGGAGGCCCAGCAGCAGGCGCUGGCAGCGGUGGAGGCCGUGGUGCAGGGUCUCUCUCCGGAGCAGCAGCUGGAGCUCAGGAACCAGCUGGACCAGGUGCUGAACUGCGUGGCCUCGCUGCGCUCUGAGGUGGCCGAGCUGAGGGGCGGCCUGCAGGACAUCGCCCUGCAGAUCAUCCAGGAUGUCAAAAAGGGUGUGGAAGACAGCCAGCGAGCUCGCCGGCGGCGCCACGUCAUGCACAGGGAGCGCACCGAUUCAAUGAGCUCUAGCUCUGUCUACUUCACUGCCAGCCAGGGAGCCAGCAGUCCGAAUGAUGGGGAGACCAGUGAGGGGGGGUACUCAACGGCUUACGCUGAAUCUGACUACACAGACCGUGAGACUGACAGGGAGGAGGGUGACCGGGAGCCUGAGCAGGAGUCUGAGGAGGAGGAGGAGGAAGAUAAGAGCUGUGCCACCGUCCUUACCCUGCGCCAAGAAGACUCCCAAGAAGAGGAGGUGGAUGAAGAAGACAGAGUGGAGGAAGAGGAGGAAGAGGAGCAGGAGGGGAUGACGAGGCUGGAGGUGGUGACUGAAGUUCCCAGCGGGGAGCUUGCCCUGCUGCUGGCUCAGACUGACAUCCUCCACACGGGCGAUGCCAGUUUGAAAGCAGAGGGCUUCCGUCUGCUGCUCGCCAACAAAGCACAGUAUGGAGACAGCAGGGAGUUUCUGUGGCGACUGGCACGGGCGUACCGCGAUAUGUAUGAGUCCACAAACGACAAGCAAGAAAAGAGGUCUUAUGCAGAACAGGGUCGCGAGGAGGCGGAGAUUGCCCUGAGGAAGAACGGCCUGAAUGCUGAAUGCCACAAAUGGUUUGCUGUGCUCACAGGGCUCGCGUCACAGUAUGAGAGCAUGCAUGGCAAACUGAAGAGCAGCCACAUACUGAAGGAGCAUUUAGACCGAGCAAUCGCCCUCAGAGAUGAUGACCCGCUGUGUUUUUACCUGCUGGGGCGAUGGUGCUAUGAGGUCGCCAACCUUGGCUGGCUGGAGAAGAAGGCAGCGGCUGCUCUGUACGAACAGCCACCUGCUUCCAGUCUCCAUGACGCUCUCGAGAACUUCCUCAAGGCGGAGGAACUCAGUCCAGGUUUUUCCAAGACCGUGAGACUUUACAUCGCCAAGUGUCACAAGGAGCUGGGAAACAUCUCUGAAGCGAGAAACUGGACUGCGCUGGCGCUGAAGAUGCCCACAACUGCUAAUGAUGAUGACACAACCUCUAACCUGGAGGUUCAGCUCAGGGUCUUAACUGACAAAGCAAAUGACCAGCUGUUUUCCACUGGGGACCAGUAGCUGGAGCUGGAGCCACUGGUUGGCUGGCUCAGCUGCCAGUCAGUGAUCGUCCAGUCAGAUGUGCUCCACAAUCAAGGCACACAAAGCUCCCCUCCCUUCAGUUUGUGGUCAUAAUGGAUAUUUUUCUGUCAUACUGUCACUGUGAAAUGAAAUGAAGUGUGAAAUGAAGUUUUUGAAGUAUAUUUAUUUAUUGCCAUCUCUAAUAUGGCUUAAUUGAGAUCAGUACCACUGAGAGAUACAUUUAUUGUUGACCUUAAUUUCUAACUAUUUAUUGUUUGCCUUUAAUUUCAAAUCAACAUUUUAACAUUCUACACCAGAUUUUGUUGUGCAGCACUGUCUCAUUAAUCCAGCAGGCAUUCCACAGAGCAGAGUUUUGAGUUUACCAGCUACUUUUUUUUUUUUUUUUUUUAACCAGCUACAACAUUUUCCAAAGUAAGGGGUUCCAACAUGGGGACCUGGUCCCAAGGACUACAAAGACUGUAUAGUGUGUGUGUGUGUGUGUUUGUGUAUGAUAUGGGGUCAGGGAGCCUUUAAAUGUGACAUAGAAGUAAGAUAUUUGCAAGAGACAGACAACUCAGGAUAAAAUGAGAGGUGUAUUUUUUCUAAGUAGGAAAGUAAAUGAUCUUAAAUGUUCAUUUCACUGACAGUGGUGGAAAUGACAAGCAGCUUAGGCUUUUAAUGGAGUCGGAUGUGGGUAGAGUUCCACAACAUGUCCAAAAAGUAUGGGAAAUUGUUUUUAUAAUUUCUAGGUCUGGAAAGAGUUUAGAAAAAUGAUUACCCCAAGUUUGGAAAAAGUCUGGAAGUUAUGGGCCGCAUAUGAAAUUGCAUAACCCUGACAGACUGCAUGUAGGUCAGACAGAGAUGUAUUUGUAGUCAAAGAUGUGAAAUGAUGAGAUGAACCUGGAGUGAAUCAGGAGUAAUUUAGAAUAUUGAAGGAUAAUUCAGGACAUGUUGCACCAGACUCAUCAAAUGAGGCUUUUGAACAGUUGCUCUGAUUGUGCAGCCUUCCCUGUUUCAAUACUGAACUUAACUAUGACGGGUCCAUUGCUGUUGCUCUUGACCAAUGUAUCCCGUCUCAGUACAUUAUUCAGCAGAUGAUUCUCCCAUAACUGUAGAUGUAGUGAUUCACAGUAGCACCUUGUGUUUUGGUUGAUUAAAAUACCAGUCUUAAAGUUGAUUUGUCUUUUUUGCAAAUUAGCUAUUCAUUUUUCAAAUGGUUUGCGUAGUUCAAGGCACAAAUUAGCCUCCAGCCAUGUGAUACAUUGACAAAAUGCAUGGUGUUACUCUUUGCAGUUUUACCCUUAAAAAACAAAACAAAAAACAAAUCACCCUAAUAUCCCUCUACCUUGUUCCUUUGAGUGUGUUUGCUGCCUUUGAUCUUCUUCAGAAACUGUUUACAUUCCUUUCUAAUCUUUUCAUUAAAGGGAAGAUGCAGUAUGGGAGACAAUACUAUGUUUAACACUUCUUUGAUGGCACUUUGGUUUUGUAUACUGUUCAUUUUUAAGUCUUUGCUUUGAGAUUAUAGUAGGUUCUUUUUACAGCCUUUAAGUGGAAGUUGUAUUCAGUGUUGUGAGAGACAUCUGUCAUUUCCUAAAUGUACAGAUCCCAUGUGGAAUAAAAAGAAAAAAACACUUACUAUGUUGAUUGCAUUCAAUAAAAUCCCUUUUUCUAUUCAUGAA
This is a messenger RNA of Myripristis murdjan (pinecone soldierfish), 3726 nucleotides long. RefSeq names its product regulator of microtubule dynamics 3 (gene rmdn3). Gene Ontology annotation, cellular component: cytoplasm; mitochondrion; spindle microtubule. Gene Ontology annotation, molecular function: microtubule binding. NCBI's taxonomy places the organism in Eukaryota, Metazoa, Chordata, Actinopteri, Holocentriformes, Holocentridae. The record is from RefSeq and is a predicted model, not a curated record.